GUUUGAAGUGGGCAACCGAGCCCAAGCUAAUUGAGCAGCCCUAAUAAUCGAGUUGACAAUCAAGUUGAUUGUUUCUCACCUGCUGCGGCCGCCACCAUCAAUUUUUAGACCCAUACGAGUACUAAAUACUAAGUGCCCUGCCUGCCGUUAGCCUGAUGGCAAUUCCAAUCUCCAGUCGCUCCAUCAUAGUAUCUAAAGAGAUUCUUGAAGGCAUUCAAGGCGCGCACACUAUCAUUUCUCAGCUGAACUCCUCCCGGUCAAUCACCAAACUCAAGUUAAACAACAGCCGACUAGGGGAUGACGGUGUCUCUGCACUCUUUACAUUCCUCAGAUCUCCGGCAGCCUCACGGCACCGCAGGUCGAUAUCGGAGAUCCAUCUCAACGAUAAUGAUAUAGGCUGCCGAGGUUUGCGCGACAUAGCGGACUAUGUGAAUGGAAAUGAAGUAGUACUGAAGACAUUGUGGCUCGCAAACAACACGAUAGGACCUGAUACUGAUGUUCUGGCCUGGUUUGCCACCACAGUAAAUCACUCUCGCCUAGAGUUCCUUUCGCUCACGGGAAACUAUAAGCUUGGCGAUGCUGUCGUCGAGACCUUCUUUCGCCAUCUAAGGGCACCCUACCUUCGGGAGUUGCAUAUUAAUGCCAUGGGACUAACUGCACGUUGUGCACCUGGACUCGCGGAGUGGAUUUCAUCGGGGCACACUGGUGGAGCGCGUUCCCUGCACACUCUCAAAUGUAGUGGCAAUAACCUAGGGAUCAAAGGCGUAUGGGAAGUUAUUCACGCCAUCGAAAAGGGUAACUGGUCGCUCAUGAACGUGGAAGUGUAUGCGAACCAACUAGCAGGCACGGAGAUCCCGAAUGACAACUCUCCCAUUCAACAAUCAGGGCAUUUGUCAUCCUCUGAAACGGAGGUGUCGUGGAAGGAUGCAGAACGUGCUCUUCACCGCGUGCUUCACCGGCGAAACGCUUAUUGGAAAAGACAAGUAGAGAUGGAGGCAUUGAAUCUUCUCAAGUACUCCCGGACAGUCUUUCUUCGGUCCAAGGCUUCUUUUUCAUUCGCGGAUCAACACUCUAUGAAUAAUUUGGCCAGCGAAUCGUUUCCAUUUCACAAUCUUCCUAUGGAGCUGCGCCUCCACAUCCUUGCGGUCCUCGCUCCUUCAUUAUCUUGUGCACAACGUACCCGCAUCUACGAUUAUGCUGCCGACCCUUCAACUCUUCCCCCGCUUCUACCGCGUCUACAACGAGAUAUUGGCCAUGGAUGUAUCGCAGAUCCCUCACGAGCCCUUGGAGCAAGUGUAGGAUUUACAUUGCACAGCUCAGGCGGUUGUGCUGAAGGGAAGUGUAUGGGCACUGGUAACAGUCUUGUAUGCCGUCGGGACGCAGAGCGCACCAGGUUUCUGGAAGCUGUUGGAUGUUGUGCAUAUGAGCCUGAAUGCGUCACCUGAAUGCGGUAGGAUCACUUCAGAGGAUAAUUGUUGAUGCCAUUCCGAUGACAUUUUAUUUAUGCAGUGUACAUACCAUGACUUGUGUAAGUUGCUGUACCAGUAACUCGUGACUCUACUGUAUAUUGUACAGGGCAUAUGUAGGUAAUAGUAUAUCAAUUCAACACAUGUUCGAAUGAACAAAUUACAGCUAUA
This is a messenger RNA of Suillus subaureus, 1637 nucleotides long. RefSeq lists its product as uncharacterized. Bases 156 to 1445 code for a protein of 429 amino acids. The transcript is spliced from 3 exons. NCBI's taxonomy places the organism in Eukaryota, Fungi, Basidiomycota, Agaricomycetes, Boletales, Suillaceae. The record is from RefSeq and is a predicted model, not a curated record.